This is a messenger RNA of Gossypium raimondii (Peruvian cotton), 1084 nucleotides long. RefSeq lists its product as uncharacterized. The coding region runs from base 348 to 782 and encodes 144 amino acids. The transcript is spliced from 2 exons. NCBI's taxonomy places the organism in Eukaryota, Viridiplantae, Streptophyta, Magnoliopsida, Malvales, Malvaceae. The record is from RefSeq and is a predicted model, not a curated record.
CAACCCAAGGAACCCCACAGCUCAGAGUUUGGUAAUUUAAUCCCAAUUCCAGAUCAGAUUCUCUUCAUUCAACUUUUUUUCUUUGAUCCUUGCCUCUUUGUAAUUUAUUUCCACUUUUUCGGGUUGUUCACUUGAGGAACAUCACUGGGUCAUUAUCUGAGGAUCGAGGUUUUUCCCUUGGGCUUCCUUGGCUGGAUUCCUUUGCUUUUCUAUUAUUGCUGUGAUCAGCUCUUAAUAUUGGCCUUAUAAAAUAUGUAUCUUUUCUUGAAUCUUCAUUAGAUAGUUGUUGUGAAGACAAUGGGAAGAAGAUCCACGCAAGGAAUGGUUUAUAUAGACAAUCGAGUACAAUGGGUUUGUCCAUGUUCUUUGUAAUCUGCAUUCUCCACUCCGUGAUUGCCAUAACGAGUGGAUCCUUAAUAAUGUUCUAUCUCCACGAGAUCUAUAUACUCGGCCACGGUGUUGAAACGGCUCAAAAGCUUUUAGGGUCAACCCCACAUGAUCAAUUGUUAAUUCAGACAUCCAAUUCAUUUGUUGGGUUGCUUCUGUUUGUAGUUGGGUUCUUGGUGUUCAUGGUAGCCUUUAUCAAAGACAACCUGUUCCGGAGCUUUUUCGCCAAAGGAUGUGUACUCCUUCACUUAUCAAUGGCUGUGUGGAGGGUUAAUUUUGAGAGGAGGUUAGAGGAUCUGGCUUGGGAUUGGCCGAGACAAGUGAUGGGUGAUAUUCUGCUGGCUCUAUCUUGGGUCUUCUUUUUACUCUAUACUUGGAAGGCGAAGUAUGACUAGCUUGCACUGCCAAGUUCCAAUCUCACUCACAUUUUGUUCGACAAUGUGGAGUUAGUAUCUGGAUAUUCAGCGGAAAAAAGAGAGCUCGGAAUCUGUGAAUGAAAGGUUACCAUGUGCCUAAGUCUAACAAGCUUGAUUAUUGUCGCAAUAAGAAGUAGAUUGCUGCCAAACCUUCCAUAUUAGGGUGGAAAAAACUAUGGGCCUUUGCUUAAGGCAAAUUUUUUACCAACACAUUUUGAGAAGCCACUACAACAUCCGUUAGCAGUGACCCUAAUUUUGAGCUUUAUACUAUUUGUUUGUUU